This is a messenger RNA of Exophiala spinifera, 957 nucleotides long. RefSeq lists its product as uncharacterized. The record is from RefSeq and is a predicted model, not a curated record. Bases 1 to 957 code for a protein of 318 amino acids. NCBI's taxonomy places the organism in Eukaryota, Fungi, Ascomycota, Eurotiomycetes, Chaetothyriales, Herpotrichiellaceae. The transcript has 5 exons.
AUGAAGAUGGGCGCCAUCACGCCGCUUGAGGACUAUGAUUAUUCCAACGCGGAACCGCGACGUGUGUACAAAUUUCAGCCAAAGUACUUCAUGACGAUGGGUCUUCAAAACACAGAUAUCAACCAUAUCAUACACAUCGACUCGAGUUAUCUUGAACGGCUUAAGGCUCGACGCGAUGUUGCCGCUAGCAGACCCGAAGUGCUUGCUUGCCUACCACGCGGUCUACCCGCUGUGCACGAGUUCUACACCUAUCUCGUUCACCAAUGGCUGCCGCAGCGGUACCCUACGAUAUUUACGCUGUUUCCCGAUCGCCAAGUAUUGGAAAACAAGGUGUCGGGAGAGCAUCUUCCAAUGACACCGCCCAAGGAUGGACGGCAAACACUUGAGAUCCUCAAUCGAAACCUGGACGAUGACGUAUUGUUCAUGACGCCUCAAAGCGACAAUGAAGAGGAUGGCUUUGCGCUGAAUGCACUGAUGUGGGCCUUUCCAAACAGGAGCGACCCUCGGAAACGGCUGGGUGGCUCCUUGAAGGAUUUACAUCAGCGUGUGCCGGGAUAUAAGGAAAGGCUUGAGAUGAGCAUGGAUCGUUACUUCCGUAAAUUGGAAGUCGGAAGAGUCGUUUGUCGGACAAAUUGGGCCAUCUCGAUUAAGGCUUCGCAGACAGCGAGUCAACUUACCGACAAGGACUAUCUGGGUCCAGUAUCUGGUGAUGUAAAUCCAGCCAAGAUCUACCUUCGUUGUGAGUUGCAGACUCUCUUUAGGCUUCCAGUUAGUGGCGCGCGCAUCUUCAUAAUCCAUGAAUAUGUCUAUCCACUACAGCAGAUCAAAGACGAAGGCCUGGGCCCUGCGAUGAUCAAGUCGAUUGAUGGCCUGAAAGAAGGAAACGUGCCUGCUAUAUGGGACUACAAGAGAGCACCAAAUUGGUCCGAACAGGUUAAGGAGUUCCUAAGCGCAUAG